This is a messenger RNA of Dama dama (fallow deer), 306 nucleotides long. Its product is annotated as non-histone chromosomal protein HMG-14-like. The coding region runs from base 1 to 306 and encodes 101 amino acids. Gene Ontology annotation, biological process: chromatin organization. The record is from RefSeq and is a predicted model, not a curated record. Lineage: Eukaryota; Metazoa; Chordata; Mammalia; Artiodactyla; Cervidae. The transcript has a single exon. Gene Ontology annotation, cellular component: chromatin; nucleus. Gene Ontology annotation, molecular function: nucleosomal DNA binding.
AUGCCCGGGACGAAGGUCAGCUCCGCCGAGGGGGCGGCGAAGGAGGAGCCCAAGAGGAGAACGGCGAGGUGGUCAGCUAAACCGGCUCCUGCAAAAGUGGAAACGAAGCCAAAAGAGGCGACGAGAAAGGACAAAUCUUUAGACAAAAAAGUGCAAACAAAAGGGAAAAGAGUAGUAAAGGGAAAACAGGCGGAAGUGGCCAACCAAGAGACUAAAGAAGACUUGCCUGCAGAAAAUGGAGAGACUGAAAACGAGGAGAGCCCAGCCUCUGAUGCAGCAGAAGAGAAAGAAGCCAAGUCUGAUUAA